GUCAUAUCCGGUUUAAGUCACGACCAACUUGGCACUUCUGUUUGAUACAAUAAUUGUGUUUAGUGGCAGAUACUAAAUAGAGACCUAUCGAAACUUUCACCACAAUCACCAAAUACAAUCAACCCUAGAAUUUAUUGAACCGUCAGGAUCUUCACUUUGUUUGAUUCCGUGUCCGACAAGAUUCUACCUGUUUGUUUUGCCGACGCGUAUUGCCUCUGCCACAGGCCUGUCAGUGUCACAGUCAAGUGAUUCAAGUGAUAUCAGAGGACAAACUCAGCAGCCAUGAAGUUGUUAAGCUUGACAGUGUUAUACAAAGAUGGGUCCUCCAAGGUUAAAGAUAUGGCUGUGGCCUAUGAAGUGUCAUCUUUUGGCUACUUCCAGAGGAGCAGCAUCAAAGAGUUUAUGGAUUUCACCAGUAAGAUUAUUGCUGAGAGGACAGCUGUGUGCUCCAGAGCUUCUGUCAAGGAAAAUGAAUAUAUGUGUCAUGUGUACGUGAGGAGUGACGGACUGACAGGAGUUCUCGUAGGAGACCACGAAUAUCCACAGAGGGUAGCUCAUACGCUGCUGAACAAGGUGCUUGAUGACUUUGCUUCCAAAUACCCCAAGUCAAACUGGGAUGUCCUUGGUAGCAGUCAGAUAAACUUCCCACAGUUGAAUGAUUACCUGCAGAAGUAUCAGAACCCCAAAGAAGCAGAUGCUAUGACAAAGAUACAGAAUGAUCUGGAUGAGACAAAGAUAAUAUUGCACAACACAAUAGAUGCAGUCCUGCAACGUGGGGAGAAGCUGGAUGAUCUCGUCGACAAGUCCGAGGGCCUCAGUACACAGUCUAAAGCUUUCUAUAAAACCGCCAAGAAAACAAAUCAGUGCUGUGUGAUACUAUGAGGUGAUAUGAGGACAAUGUGACUGCAAGCUGCUCCACCUGAAGCUGACAAUAUUUCCCUGUUAACUGGGAUGAAUGAUGGGAAAUCACUUGUCCAGUCUAUAUUUCCAUUUAAAUUAUUAUCUGCUGCUUCAGAAGACUGCAAUUGUCAAAAAUCCAAGAUAUACCAAGAUAUUGAUAUAAUUUGUAGAUACAUUUUUAAGAUCUUUUUCAGGGCAAUUGUCUAGUUCUAUAAAUAUUUUUAUGGGAUUUUUUUGACAUGUUGAAAAUGUUUUUUGUUAUUACUUGAGGCAAACAGUUUGAAGAUUUAGAAAAUCUUCUGUUAUCUUAAGAGGAAUGUUAAUUUUGAAAGAACCGGCCUACAUAUAACUUGAGCUGCAUUUUCAGAGUGAUAAUGAUCUUUAAAAGCUUAUUGGGUCAUGAUGGCCCCAUGAUGGCCUCUAAGGCACGGGAUCUAUCUGUACAGAGUUGCUUCCCUUUGUUGUCCCAGGAUCACAAGUUCAGUGUUGCUGUGAUUAUGAUCCUUUGUGGUCACAGUGCUACAUGCACAAGUGAUACAUGUCUCAUCACUUUCUUGAUUUUUUGACAAAAUGUGGUAGAACGGAUCUAUUAUUCAAAGCUCAAACUGAAAUAGCUGAGCAAAACAAAACAAGUUUCCAGGGGAUGUUUAGGUGUUGAUGCAUCAGUAUUAACAAAAGUAGGGCGGAAUUAAAUAUGAGUCUGUAUAUUAAUUUUGUGAUUGACGUUUUGAGAUGUAAAGUCCUGAAGAUGUGUCAGGAAAUGAACUAUAAACAUCUUCAUCUUGUUUAUGGAUAUACUUUGCUACUUGUGAUUGGGCUGGAUGUGGUUCAUUUGAGAUGUUACAAAGUUAUCUCCCCUUAAUGUUGCUUGGGAAGAUGUGCUUCAAUGAAGACAUGCUUAUUGAAUGGUGUGAUAUGAAUGCUGAUAAUGUGUGAUAGAUCACAAGUAAAUACAUUCACCAUGUGAAUUGCAAUAUCUUGGAUCUGUUGAUAUGCCUGUGUUAAUACUGUCAGCGCAUGUUAGUUCUGACACAACCUAUUCACUUCUACAUCUAGGGAGGAAACCCAUGGUAGGCCGCUAAGACACGCUGAACACUCAUGUCCGUAGUGGUCUCCCCUGUAGACAUGCUUCCUGUCUACUCACAAGAAGACUCAGGACUAGACACAGUCUAUUUGAAGCAUGUGACUGAAAUUGAAUGGAUUAUUGUCUGUACAGAAGUCAGCAGGGCCAGGGCUAAAACACGUUCUCGGUAACCCGUGUUUGUCUCCCUGUUGGAAUUCUGUGGUAGAAGAGUCCUCCGUGUCAUGCAAAUUUCAAGCAAGAACACAAACAGAACAUGUUCUAAAGAACACACUGUAAAAAGAAAAUGUUUUUCUUAAUUUUUGUUGUCCUCACAUUAUUAACGUGUAAUGUAUGACUGACCACAAGGUAUGAGCAGUCAGACUGUUGUGUUCGAUAUAAUAAGUGCUGAUACAAUGUCACUCUAUGUUUCAUUCGGUAUAUACUAUGCUCAUAAAGUAGAAUGUUUAUUUGGUUGUCAAUUAUUAUGUUCUGGAGUGAUAUUGUGAUACUUGUCACAUUUAUACUUGAAUGUUGUGAUGCUCGGUAUUGUGUAUCUAUAGAUACCAGUUUGUUUUGUAUGAAUGGAGUGUGAACAUGUACAUAUACAACAAUGACCUAUGGCUACAUUGUUAUUGUGUGCACAUAUAUAAACUGUGUGUGGAACAUUACAUUACUUUCAGAAUUCAUCAACAAAUGAAUUGAAACUAACAAUCAAUGUAUUCACUAUCACACAAGAAAUAGUGGUUUUUGAUCAUAAAGUUUUGAUUUGCUUCCUGUUUGUGGGAAGAUAACAUGUAUCUAUUUAGGUAAAUUUGAUGUCAUGUGUCCAGAUGUGUAUUAUAUAAUUAUGUAUAUUUUGUGGAUCAAGCCAAUUUCUUUCACAUUUUACAUGUAACCAUGGUAACUGCAUAUAUACUUCAUUGUUAGGAGUAGCAAAAUUAGUAAUGUCAGAUUUUGUUGAGAUGGGAAUAGGCCUCAAACCAUAUUUUGGAAAAAAACACACACUUUGAGCUGGUUGAAAUGAGCGUAUUCAGAUGCCUGUUUGUUCAUAUUUUCUGUACCUUGUGCCAGACCCAUGUCAUUGCUUGUUUUGGGACCCUUUAUCAUCAAGGUGCAAGUGUUUUGAGGCCAUAUUUUCAGUAUUGUUUCGAUGGGGUUAAUAAGAAUAUUGUGACCAAAAGAAAUCAAGAAAAUGAUCGUUUGAAGAAGUGUUUUUUACAUCACUUUCACAAAAAAUGGGCUAGUUUUAUCUGUAAAGAAGAAAAUUAACUGAUCUGAAUAUGUGAUCUGUGAUCAAGAGCUGAGUACCAGAGAACAACACAUCUGACUUCCUUUAAACCCAGGGUAAACCUAGACAGGUGUGUUCUACAGAAUCCAUCAAGCGCUGAGAUAUUUCUUGUUUCAUGUAUAUGCAGACAGAGCACUUGUUUUAUUCUGAAUGAUGUCAAGAAUAAAAUAUUUCAAUGAUUGUCAGAUUAGUGUACAGUGUUACAUACCAUGGGCAUGCAGGAAACCUAUUCUCAUUGUUUUGAAUCCUAGUUUGCACUGAACACCAACACCAUACCCAUGCUGAAGGUGUGGCUUUCCUUGCACAUUGUAAAGACAUGGUAUCAUUACUGUAUCACAUGGUACCCAACUCACUCACUCACUCCUGUGAUGCAGUCCUGCCUCACUUUGCCAAAGGAACAUGUUCAACAUAAAGAUAUUCAAUAUUAUUUUGUUAGGCAAUCUUUUUAAAAAAACAACCAAAAUAAUGAUUGUAUGUACCAGUCUCUUGAGAUCUGUAUUAUGCUUGUCAGAGGACUAAGUAACAACUGUACCUUCCAGGGCAGAGUUAAAGUAAAAACCAGGUGGCCUCUGUGACUUAUCAGCAGACAAAGUAAGGACCAGGUUACCUCUGUGACUUAAUGAACUAAAAUUAUGUGGAUUGUUCCUCAUGCUUUUAGUCACUGAAUUGCCUGGUCCAGACCAGCUGCCUGUAGCUGGAUGACUGAGGCCUUUAGUCACUGAAUUGCCUGGUCCAGACAAGCUGCCUGUAGCUGGAUGACUGAGGCCUUUAGUCACUGAAUUGCCUGGUCCAGACAAGCUGCCUGUAGCUGGAUGACUGAGGACUUUGGGAUUGAAAACAUUCAUUCCAAUACUUUACUAGUCACAGAGUUUUGUAGAUUUGUUCUGUUCCAGGUGUUGUGUUUCACCGAGUCCUCACAAGGCAAUGGUUGACUGCAACUGUGAACAUAACUCUGUAUCAGAAUUGAAAGUGUGUUCUCUAUCAUGAUGUAAAAGGUUCAGACCACUGAAGCUGUUCACAUUUAUCCUGCACAUAUCCGAAAUGCUAAUUUUGUUCAAAAAGUGUUUUGGGGGGUGGCCCAUUUGUCCAUGGCACCACAUCAGCUGUGCAGAGAUCUAUCCCAGAGUUUCUUGGUUCGUCAGCACCAAAUCCAAUUCUGGGUUGAUGUGCUGAAUGUUUGCUAACUUUCCUGAAGCUGACAUGCCGUGAUAUAACUGAAAUACUGUUCAUUGUGGCAUUUAGCCCAACUCCAUUUGAUACUGGCACUCAAAAGAAGUUAAGGACCACCCUGUUCCCGGUGUGACUGAUCAACCAUAGAAAUAAAUAUAAAAGAACUGGGUGGUCGUUAAGAUCUUUAGAGUGGUGGAUUCUCCACAGGAAAGGUUUCUCUGUCUGCACUGUCACAAGCCGUAGCAGUGGUAUCGAGGAUCAUAGAGGGCCUAACAUAUCGAUACUUACCAUGGUAUGACGAGAAAUAUCAGUCAUUUUAUCAUUAUGUGCCAAUAGGUCUAUUACAUCAUAGCUUGGAAGCUUUGAAAAUGAAAACUGUCCUUGAAUGUAGUGAAAAAAGUGAAUAAAAUGUUAAAUGCUCUAAA
Haliotis rubra (blacklip abalone) is the source of this 4846-nucleotide messenger RNA. Its product is annotated as synaptobrevin homolog YKT6-like. Gene Ontology annotation, cellular component: membrane; Golgi apparatus. The transcript is spliced from 8 exons. Gene Ontology annotation, biological process: endoplasmic reticulum to Golgi vesicle-mediated transport. The record is from RefSeq and is a predicted model, not a curated record. Gene Ontology annotation, molecular function: SNAP receptor activity. Lineage: Eukaryota; Metazoa; Mollusca; Gastropoda; Lepetellida; Haliotidae. The coding region runs from base 283 to 882 and encodes 199 amino acids.